Messenger RNA from Sclerotinia sclerotiorum 1980 UF-70, 2289 nucleotides. RefSeq lists its product as hypothetical. The record is from RefSeq and is a predicted model, not a curated record. The coding region runs from base 1 to 2289 and encodes 762 amino acids. Gene Ontology annotation, molecular function: ATP binding; ABC-type transporter activity; ATP hydrolysis activity. The transcript is spliced from 5 exons. Gene Ontology annotation, cellular component: membrane. Lineage: Eukaryota; Fungi; Ascomycota; Leotiomycetes; Helotiales; Sclerotiniaceae.
AUGGGAACUUUCGAGCCCUCAAUCUGUGAAGCCGGAUAUUUUUGUCCUCCGGGAGGAAAAGAACAAAUACCAUGUCCCAAGGGAUCUUAUUGUCGCCAAGGAUCAUAUGAAGCAACCAAAUGUGCAAUUGGCUCGAGAUGCCCGGAGAAAAGUAUCAGAGAUAUGAACGUUACUCCUUUGGCUGUCUUGAUAAUUGUGGAUGUGUUUAUGGUGCUUGUGGCACUUGGCAUAACUUUGAAGAGGAAAUUCAGUAGUAGGGUUAAGAAUAGCUCGAAGGAGAAGAGAUCGAAUAGGACCACAUACACAAAACCUGGCAUGUUUCGAGGAAAAGAAUAUUCUCAAAUCCAUGACGAGCAACUACAAUUAGCGCGAGAGCAAAGUGAUAUUGCUAUGGAAGAGAGGAUCAUGAAUCUUCAAAGGAGACCUACAGGAUUCGAGGAGUUGGGUAACAUGGAUGACGAAUUUGCAUAUGACGGUGAAGAUGCGGGAGAAGAGCAAGUCAUGAACACUGAUUUGCAAUUAUUUGUGCAAUCUUUGUCGAAAUGCUUUGGAGGAUCUAAAUUUGGAUUAUCAUUCGAAUUCGAGGAUUUGAAAUUUCAUCCACCAAAGGCAAAGAAACCAAUUCUCUCACAAGUUUCAGGUUUGAUUGAUGCUGGGACUACCUUUGUAAAUGUGCUUAUGGGUAAAACGAAAAAUACUGGAGGAGUUACCAAAGUCAAUGGAGUUGCUGGUGACAUCUCAAAGUACAAGAAAAUCAUUGGAUAUGUUCCCCAAGACGAUAUCGUUCUACCUGAGCUUACUGUUCGGGAAAAUAUCCUUCAUUCUGCUCGAAUCAGAUUACCAUGCACAUGGAAGGAGGGCGAAAUUCAGCACCAUGUUGAUGUUUUACUUGCUUGUCUUCAGCUUUCCCACGUAAAAGAUUCUUUGGUAGGUAGUACUGCUGCUCCUGUCAUUUCAGGUGGUCAAAGAAAAAGAGUUAGUAUUGGUAUGGAGUUAGCAGCUGCACCUAUGGCUCUUUUCCUUGACGAACCUACUUCCGGUCUAGACGCCACAGCUGCCAAUUCUAUCAUGAAAACACUCAAAGCUCUCUCGCGACUUGGUAUGACAAUUGUAACUAUUAUUCAUCAACCACGCCAAGAAAUUUUUGAGUCUCUUGACAGUCUCGUACUUCUCGGUGCCGGACGAAUGAUUUACCUAGGACCUCAAGUAGGUGUAAAGCCCCACUUCGAAAGUCUUGGUUUCAAAUUCCCCGAACAUGGAAAUCCUUCUGAUGUCAUGGGUGAUAUCAUUGCCGGUGAAGGACGUCUUUACAAACCUGUUGGAGAUGCUAGUAUCCAACCUCUUAUCGAACAUUGGCAAAAUCAUCCCGAAGACCCAUUCAAGGAUGUCAAAGGUCCUGGUGUUUCAGUGGCCGAAUCAAACGCUCUUGCUUCAACAAUCAAAUCUCGUGGUACAUACUGGUAUCGACAAAUUUGGUUCUGUUUUCAACGUUCUGUGCUUCAACAAUAUCGUAUGAAAUCAUCCUUUUUCUUCGAGCUUGGUGUCGGCGCCAUUUCAGGUUUCUUGAUCGGUCUCGCAGAACUCAACCAGAAGGGUGAUAAUUUCCGUGGUAUAUUCAUCGAACCAUAUGAGAUGCUCUCUUCUUCAAUUGAUUACAGCUCAGUUCCCCAAAUGGCACUUCUCGUUGGUCUCGCUAUUGGUCUCACAGCAUCCGCACCAGGAGUAAAAGUCUUUGGUGAGGAAAAAUUGGUUUACUGGAGAGAAGCUGCCGCUGGACAUAAUCGCUUCGCUUACUAUGUCGGAAAAGUCAUCUCGACCAUUCCUCGUAUGGUUCUUGCAAACUUCCACUUCACAGUUUUCUUCGCUUUAAUGACAACUCCAAUAAUCAGCUGGAUUGACAUUUUCGCGGCUAACCUCCUUUAUUUCUGGUGUAUAUACGGUCUCGCAUCCUGCGUCAGCAUGAUUACUCGUCGAGAAGAUGGGCCCCUUCUAGCAGUCAUGUCAUCUCUCAUCGUUGGUGUCCUCAAUGGUAUGUCGCCCAGUCUAAAGAAAGUCAGGGGUUGGCAUAUGGCAUGGCUCUGGAGAGCAAGUCCAGGUACAUGGUUGGCCGAAGGAUAUUUUACGCAGAAUAUUAGUCCCAUGGAGUAUCUAUAUGAUAUCGAAACGGCAAAGGAUGCGGUAGGAUAUCGAUUAGGUCAUUUUCAACAGGAUAUGUUGAUGCUUUUAGCAUUGGGGGCGAUCUAUAGAGUUGUUGCGUUUGUGGGGUUGAGGGGAAGAGAUACCAAGUAG